Molecule: messenger RNA, 3984 nt
Organism: Meriones unguiculatus (Mongolian gerbil)
Lineage: Eukaryota; Metazoa; Chordata; Mammalia; Rodentia; Muridae
Gene: Osbp2
Product: oxysterol binding protein 2
Exons: 14
Coding region: 35-2752 (905 amino acids)
Cellular component (GO): membrane; intracellular membrane-bounded organelle; cytosol
Molecular function (GO): cholesterol binding
Source: RefSeq, a predicted model, not a curated record
GUCCGCGUUCAGCCGCGCUCCGGUCCGCAGCUCUAUGGGGAAAGCGGCCGCUCUGAGCCGAGGCGGCGGCUGCGCUGGCCGCUCCCGCGGGCUCUCGUCGCUGUUCACGGUUGUGCCCUGCCUGUCCUGCCACACGGCGGCGCCGGGCAUGAACUCGUCCACCUCCGGCUUAGGGUCGGAGCCACAGCCUCAGCUUCAGCCUGUGCAGGCACCAGAGCGGGAGUUGCUGUCGGAACAGGUGUGCCAGCCAGUUUUUGAGCCGGUGCCAAGAUCCGAACCGGGGCCUCAGACGACGUCUGUGCCAGGACCCUCAGGGUCUGGGCAGGAAUCGGAACUACAGGGCUUGUGGCAGCGGGCAGAGGUGGGCCUAAGAGUAGGGGCUGGGCCCUUCACCAGAGCCACACCAGAGCAGCUGUCCCCAGCGGGGAACGUGCCCCUCACCAAAUCCGAGUCCAGGUCGGUGACAAAGCCCCAGCCCCUUCUGCGACCAGGACAGGCAAAGACUUUUAUCGGGAGUCCAGUGUCAGGGACCGGUGUCCCAAUGGUCUCACCACCUCUGGACAGCUACAAGGGCUGGCUCCUCAAGUGGACUAACUACCUGAAGGGCUACCAGCGUCGCUGGUUCGUGCUGGGCAAUGGCCUGCUGUCCUACUACAGAAACCAGGGUGAAAUGGCCCACACCUGCCGUGGAACCAUCAACCUGGCCUCCACACACAUUGACACAGAGGACUCCUGUGGAAUCUUGCUAUGCAACGGGGCAAGGACCUACCACCUCAAGGCCAGCUCAGAGGUGGACCGGCAACAAUGGAUCACUGUUCUGGAGCUGGCCAAGGCCAAGGCUAUCCGUGUGAUGAAAACGCAGUCAGAUGAUUCUGGGGACGACGACGAAGAGCCUGCUGCCCCAGCUGACAAGAGUGAGCUCCAGCACACCCUUAAGAACCUCUCACUGAAGUUAGAUGACCUCAGCACGUGCAAUGACCUCAUUGCUAAGCACGGUGCCGCACUCCAGCGCUCCCUGAAUGAGCUGGACAGCCUCAAGAUCCCGUCCGAGAGCGGGGAGAAGCUGAAGGCUGUGAAUGAGCGGGCCACCCUCUUCCGUAUCACGUCAAAUGCUAUGAUCAAUGCCUGCAGGGACUUCCUGGAACUAGCGGAAAUUCACAGCCGGAAAUGGCAGCGCGCGCUGAAUUAUGAGCAGGAGCAGCGUGUCCACCUGGAGGAAACCAUCGAGCAGCUGGCCAAACAGCACAACAGCCUCGAGCGGGCCUUCUGCAACACGCCCGGGGGGCCGGCCGACCCCAGCCAGAGCUUCAGCGAGGGAAGCUUCUUGACUUCCAAAGGAGAGAACAGUGAAGAAGAUGAAGAUACUGAGUACUUUGACGCCAUGGAAGACUCUACAUCUUUCAUCACCGUAAUCACCGAGGCUAAGGAAGACAGAAAAGCCGAGGGUGGAACUGGGCCAACCUCUGUGGACUGGACCUCAUCAGAUAAUCAGGUAUUAGAUGGCGCCUCGCUCGUGCCCAAGGAUUCAUGCAAAGUCAAGAGGCGAGUCCGCAUCCCCGACAAACCCAACUACAGCCUUAACCUCUGGAGCAUCAUGAAGAACUGCAUCGGCCGAGAGCUGUCCCGGAUCCCCAUGCCGGUGAACUUCAACGAGCCCUUGUCCAUGCUCCAGCGACUCACGGAGGACCUCGAGUACCACCACCUGCUGGACAAGGCGGUGAACUGCACCAGUUCGGUGGAGCAGAUGUGCCUGGUAGCUGCCUUCUCCGUGUCCUCCUACUCCACCACCGUGCACCGCAUCGCCAAGCCCUUCAACCCUAUGCUGGGGGAGACCUUCGAGCUGGACCGCCUGGAGGACAUGGGCCUGCGUUCACUCUGUGAGCAGGUGAGCCACCACCCUCCGUCUGCUGCUCACCAUGUGUUCUCCAAGCAUGGCUGGCGCCUCUGGCAGGAGAUCACCAUUGCCAGCAAGUUCCGGGGGAAAUACAUCUCCAUCAUGCCACUUGGCGCUAUCCACCUAGAAUUCCAGGCCAGCGGCAACCACUACGUGUGGAGGAAGAGCACCUCCACAGUUCACAACAUCAUCGUGGGCAAGCUCUGGAUCGACCAGUCAGGGGACAUUGAGAUUGUGAACCACAAGACCAAGGACCGGUGCCAGCUAAAGUUUGUGCCCUACAGCUACUUCUCCAAAGAAGCAGCCCGAAAGGUGACUGGAGUGGUGAGUGACAGCCAGGGCAAGGCCCACUAUGUGCUCUCAGGCUCGUGGGAUGAGCAGAUGGAGUGCUCUAAGAUUGUGCAUAGCAGUCCCAGCUCCGACGGGAAGCAGAAGACCGUGUACCAGACACUGCCAGCCAAACUGCUGUGGAGGAAAUACCCACUUCCGGAGAACUCGGAGAACAUGUACUAUUUCUCGGAGCUGGCCCUGACCCUCAACGAGCAGGAGGACGGCGUGGCUCCCACCGACAGCCGCCUGCGGCCGGACCAGCGGCUGAUGGAGAAGGGGCGUUGGGAUGAGGCCAACACUGAGAAGCAGCGUCUGGAGGAAAAGCAGCGCCUGUCCAGGCGACGUCGGUUGGAGACGUGUGCAGCGGGCUGCGGGGGUGAGGAUGAGAAGGAGUCAGAUGGCUACGUGCCGCUGUGGUUCGAGAAGAGGCUGGAUCCGCUGACUGGGGAGAUGGCCUGCGUAUACAAAGGCGGCUACUGGGAGGCCAAGGAGAAGAAAGACUGGCACAUGUGCCCCAACAUCUUCUGAGCCACUCCUGCGGCAAAUACAGGCGCCUGCACAGCCCGUCAGCCUUUUCUUUAAUGCACCCAACUUAGUACUGAACACACAUACACACACACACACACACACACACACACACACACACACACACACGCCCACGUAAACACACACGUCUUUUUCCUAAAAGGAGGCUUCCACUUUGGAAGGGGUAAAGGCUGACCUGGGUUCUCUCCAGCCCCCAGGUUGCUAGGUCACCUGUGCCCGUUAUCACUGACUUGGGCCCCAUGGGCACCCUAGCUCCCAGUUUUACUACAACUCAGGCCGGCUGGCUGGGCCAUGGGCUGCCCAGGUCACUAACCCCAACCCAGGGAGGAACUACCCCUCCUAUGGAGCCUCUUUUUGACUUUUUAAAGAAAAAAACAAACAACCUCCAUUUCUUUCCAAUGAUGAGGUUUAGUAGAUAUUUUUAGCACAUCACUUGGAAGACUUGCUUUCCAAAGUGUGCGCUCUUGCCACAGAAUGGUCCUGGCAAGAAGCCCUUUUUUUAAAGACACGGGGAAGCAAGGCCCCUUUGAGUGGGGAGCACUUUUAACACAGCAAGGCUUUGUAUCGGCUGUCCAAGCUCCAGGAGCCAGCAACACCCACAGGGACAUCAGGAAGCCUGCCUGGCUAGCCCGGCAUGGUGUGUGGGAUCUCCCCUCAUGCGGGCUAAGAACAGCAGCCCCUGCCAGGCAUUGGCCAUGCUGAGGCAGUGUCCCAGCCCCAAAGAGGCCAAAGAGGGCUGAAAGGCAGGGUUCUUAGGUGCUUCCUGCCCAAGAACUAGGCCUCCCAAAUCAGCAAUAAGGAACAAACCCUUGGCUCAGCCUGGCCCGGUGCACCAGGUUCCAGACACCUGGCCUCCCGCCUUGUCCUUAGGCGGCGUCAGAGUGCCUCACCUCAGCACUCCUGACAUCUUUAUUUGCCUAAUUUAUAUAUAUGAGAUAUAUAAAUAUAUAUAAAAUAGCUAUUUUGCUUAAAUUUCUAUGGUAUGUGAAAGUGAAAAAUGAUGAAGACAGGGCAUGCCUGUCUGAGUUUGGCCUCCUGUCAGCUGUACCCUGCCCUCUCCUUGUUACUCCUUCAGUGGCUUCAGCCAACUUUGGAAAUGAAAUGUGUCCCUCAGGCCCUCUCACUCCAACUUGUCUUGCAAUGAAAGAAAGUUCAUUGCAGGGCCUUUCUUUCUACUCCAGAGCUGUUUUUUUUUUUUUUGUUUUUUUUUUUUU